Messenger RNA from Syngnathus typhle (broad-nosed pipefish), 1186 nucleotides. Its product is annotated as ADP-ribosylation factor-like protein 4C. The record is from RefSeq and is a predicted model, not a curated record. Lineage: Eukaryota; Metazoa; Chordata; Actinopteri; Syngnathiformes; Syngnathidae. The coding region runs from base 487 to 1071 and encodes 194 amino acids. Gene Ontology annotation, molecular function: GTPase activity; GTP binding. The transcript is spliced from 2 exons. Gene Ontology annotation, cellular component: cytoplasm. Gene Ontology annotation, biological process: intracellular protein transport; endocytic recycling.
GCUGUGACCUUUAUGUUUUGUACGCAGAGGAAAUAGUACACGCGAAGUUUCAGAAUAAAAGCAUUCGACUUUUCAUUGUCAAGCAGCCAGCAUAAUCGUGAACCUGUCUUUUCUUUCCUUUGUUUUUUCCUCCUCCCAAAACCGGAUAUUAGUUCUCAGCCAUCCUGCUGCAAGCAUUCUGAUCGCUACAUGGUUUGUUGUUUUUUUUGUCCACGCGUCACGCACUCGUGUGGCUUAGCAAACUCAGCACCGCGACGCGACGUUGCAGACGCACGAGGGGACAUAAUGUGACAUUUCCACGAGUGCUCGAGGAGCGAAGCCACGCCGCGGAUAUGCAGGGAUGCGGAGGUUAAAGAGGUUGAGGAGAUUAAGAUUGAGGCUGCCGGAGUGCGCGCUGCGCCACCCUCCCGAGCCGCUGCUCAGGCGGCCCGGGGUCCCUUUCGAUUAAGCAUCCUCCCAUCCCCGACUUGAUGCCGCGCCUGCAGGAUGGGGACUAGUUUCUCCAACCUGGCAGCCUUCCAGUCCCUGCACAUCGUCAUGCUCGGCUUGGACUCCGCGGGCAAAACCACCGUGCUCUACCGGCUCCGAUUCAACGAGUUCGUCAACACGGUGCCUACCAUCGGCUUCAACACGGAGAGGAUCCGGCUGGGCGGCGCGGGGACAUCCAGGGGCAUCAGCUGCCACUUCUGGGAUGUCGGCGGCCAAGAGAAGCUGCGGCCCCUGUGGAAGCCCUACAGCCGCUGCACGGACGGCAUCGUCUACGUGGUGGACUCGGUGGACGCCGAGCGGCUGGAGGAAGCCCGGACCGAGCUGCACAAGAUCACCCGCUUUUCCGAGAACCACGGGACCCCGCUGCUGGUCAUCGCCAACAAACAGGACCUGCCGCGGGCCCUGGACGUGGCCGACAUCGAGCGGCAGCUGGCCCUGUCCGAACUGAGCCCGUCCACGCCGUACCACGUCCAGCCCGCCUGCGCCAUUAUCGGCGAGGGUCUCCACGAGGGCAUGGACAAGUUGCACGAGAUGAUCGUCAAGAGGAGGAAAGCGCUCAAGCAGAAGAAGAAGAGGCAAUGAUAGGGAGCACAUUUCACAAUCUCCCAUGCAAAUGACACGCAUACGCAUGCGUGAUCGUAAAUCGUCGAGAUGAACGGUGACGACAAGCUUCUGGCCCCGUGGGAUCAGUCAGCAC